CGGAAUUACUGCAAUGCUUCGCCAUUGGUGCCCUGAGCAGCUGAAUGCAAAACCAUUAGUUAAAUGGAAGGACCUCCUUUCCGGACAAUGGAAAGGUCCCGACCCAUUGUUAACCAGUGGUCGAGGAUAUGCUUGCAUUUUUCCACAGGACGCAGAUUCUCCAAUUUGGGUUCCAGACAGAUUGAUUCGCCAUGUCUCAGCCCCUCGGAUACCGGAUUCCCCAGCUGCCGCGACCCCGAAAAAGGAAGGGACCUCCUCUGCCUUCACUCCCCCCGCCAGCACGGGAAACGCCGCCGGCGUCGGGACAACUGACAUCGGAGAUCCCGGAUGAGCAAGGAACGGAUCCACCCACCAAGCAGAUGUCUCAACUUCAUAUACAGGAUAUUGCUCCUCCCGAUCCUUUGCCUCACAAAAGGGUGUCAGGCCGCCUGACUCAGGCGACCCGGAAUGCCUCCAUACCUACUUGGGGACAAAUAAAAACACUCUGCCACCAGGCACGGGGAAUAGCUUCCUUACAGGGAUCUCCAGCUUCUCCUGAGAAACUGUUUAUUGCCAUGCUUGCUUUGCUUUCCUGUCAGGUAAGCGCCUCCCCUAUUCCAACCAAAUAUUGGGCGUAUCUCCCAGAUCCUCCAACUUUCCAAGUUGUUACUUGGGAUAAUGAGCCUAUACGGGUCAACACAGACCAACCCCAGCUCUUGGGAGGAUCCUAUACUUCUUACACUAGAGAUAAAUAUCCUAUUAACUUCAACUAUACCUUCAGGGGAUUAACAGGUGAUUUCCCUGUUUGCUUUAACUUCCCCAAUGACCUUAGAAGCUUUAUUACCCCCACCAAAGAAGGAUGUGUUGGGGCCUCUAAAAAAAUAAUUAUAACAGAUUCCUGGUCUUUACGUCAUUGAUCAGCUUGGGUAUUAUUGGCUCGUAUGCCCGGGAUUCUUGACCCCUAUGUAACCCUGCAUUCCAAAUCUCCACCAAAAUAUCCGAAUUGUUAUAAGGUUGCUCCUUCAGAGAAAGUAUGGAACACCAUAGACAGUCGUACAGGGUAUCCGACUUGGACAUCUUGUACUUAUGAUUCAAGGAUUGAUUAUAGGAUACCAGGAGGUGGGGAUUAUACUAUUCAGGACUGGAGCAACCCGAAUCCAGGUGAGGAUCCAUUGGCCAAUGAUACAUUUGAGGGCAGAUUCGAGAAUUGAGAUAGGAUUCCUCUUCCUUGGCCAACACAUGCCACUAGAAGGCAUCGUAAUCAAUUUGUUCCUCCUAUGCUGUCUUAUACAACGAAGAAACAGACCUAUUGGCAACCUGAUAUUUGGAGAGCCCUUGCUGCUACUGCUCCUGUCUCCUUGUACCGCCCAGAUAGCAAUUCUACUUAUUCUGUUUUAGCUUGUCUACCCUCCCCUUAUGUUUUUCUUUUUACUAAUGACUCCAAGAAGCUUAAUGUACGCAUGAAUUAUUCAGGUGGACCUAAUAUAGUAACUUGUGAACAAUGUAUGCUUUCAUCUUGUUUGACCCCUCAAUAUAAUGUUUGCUCUUUUGUGGUGUUACAACGCCCACCCUAUCUCAUGAUACCUGUGACAGUGACUAGCCACUGGUAUGACAAUUACGGCCUUGCCGUGUUACAACAACUACGAGAUUUAAUGCGACAACGGCGAUUUGUGGGCUUACUUAUUUUAGGAAUAUCGGCUUUGAUAGCAGCAAUUACUUCUGUUACUGCGGCAGCAAUAUCAUUGAGUCAACAAGUGCAUACUGCCCAAUAUGUUGAUACCAUGUCUAAAAAUGUCUCUUUAACUCUAGCAACACAGGAAGUUAUAGAUAGAAAAUUGGAGAUGAGAGUAGAUGCCUUAGAAGAGGCAAUAAUGCAUAUUGGGACUGAGUUACAGGCGUUAAAAGUGAAAAUGGCUCUGUCUUGCCACGCUGAUUACCGGUGGAUAUGCGUGACAUCUUUAAAGGUAAAUGAGACAGAUUAUGAAUGGGAAAAAAUCAAAAAUCAUAUCUCAGGUGUUUGGAACAGCUCUGAUAUUGGCCUGGACUUAGAAAAACUUCAUAAUCAAAUACAGACCCUGGAACACUCUCGACUGGAUUUUACUGCCGCUGGGGCAGCUAAUGACUUUUUUCACACUUUCUCUAACUUCAUUUCAGGAAAAAACAUUCUGUCUAAUAUCCUUGGAUACAUCGCUGCUGGUGCUUUAGUUUUGCUUCUCAUAUUCAUUCUUCCUUGUAUUGUCAGGAUUCUUCGGCAGAACAUUCAGAAGCUCGCGACUGAGCUGCAUCUGGCUGUUUUAAGAAAUAAAAAAGGGGGAGAUGCUGGG
Molecule: messenger RNA, 2303 nt
Organism: Bubalus bubalis (water buffalo)
Lineage: Eukaryota; Metazoa; Chordata; Mammalia; Artiodactyla; Bovidae
Exons: 1
Molecular function (GO): structural molecule activity
Source: RefSeq, a predicted model, not a curated record